UCAGAACGCUUGAUUCUUUGCUUAUUUUAUACAUUAAUUUAUAUCUGCUAUUUUCUAGCUAUUAGUUGAAUUUUUAGUUAUUGUGGUAUUGAGCACAGGAUCUUGCUAUACAGUGGACAUUCUUGAUAAUCACUCAUGUGUGGAGAACUCCAUGAAGAAUUUCUGCCCUGUUUGUUAUGAGUAUCUUCUUGACUCGAUCAAAGCCACCAAAAUUUUGAAGUGUGGACACACAAUGCAUAGGGACUGCUUUAAUGACAUGAAAAAACAGAAUAUGUAUCGAUGUCCUAUAUGCUCCAAGACAAUGCGUGAUAUAUCUGUUUUCUGGAAAUUGUUAGAUGAGGAGAUAGAAGCUACUGUCAUGCCCGAGGAAUACCGAUACGAUGUUUCAAUUCUUUGCAAUGAUUGCAACAAUACUGGCAAAGCUUGCUUUCACAUUUUAGGGCACAAGUGCCAUUACUGCAAUUCAUACAACACUCGCAGGCUUUCAGCACCAGACAAUUGAUGAGAUGUCAGCUGACUAAAAAAGUUGAUUACCAAACAAUAUACAUUAGGCUAUCAUACACCUUAGAACUUUUGACAGAUCUGCCGAUUGUUUCAGUGAAAAAUUCCUCUAUAGUAAGUGCUUUUGUUUUAUGCAAGUUAUACUAAGGCAAUGUUAUGCUUUGUAAUGUUAAACGGUUUCAAAUUUUCAGUUUUUUCUUUUCCACAUGACAUACAUGAGUGAGAGAAGUACUACAGUCAUAAAAAGACCUUACAAAAUGACAUGAUUUCUUAUGAUAUGUUAAUACUUUACAAUAAAAGUAUCUUUAUAAUCU
Juglans microcarpa x Juglans regia is the source of this 815-nucleotide messenger RNA. RefSeq names its product E3 ubiquitin-protein ligase MIEL1. The transcript has 5 exons. Bases 152 to 502 code for a protein of 116 amino acids. The record is from RefSeq and is a predicted model, not a curated record. Gene Ontology annotation, molecular function: ubiquitin protein ligase activity. Gene Ontology annotation, biological process: protein ubiquitination; ubiquitin-dependent protein catabolic process. Gene Ontology annotation, cellular component: nucleus. Lineage: Eukaryota; Viridiplantae; Streptophyta; Magnoliopsida; Fagales; Juglandaceae.